Rhagoletis pomonella (apple maggot) is the source of this 4644-nucleotide messenger RNA. Its product is annotated as protein bunched, class 1/class 3/D/E isoforms-like. The record is from RefSeq and is a predicted model, not a curated record. The coding region runs from base 1157 to 1759 and encodes 200 amino acids. Gene Ontology annotation, biological process: regulation of transcription by RNA polymerase II. The transcript has 2 exons. NCBI's taxonomy places the organism in Eukaryota, Metazoa, Arthropoda, Insecta, Diptera, Tephritidae.
UGCCGUAUGAUACGAGUAUAAAGGUGUCGACAUUAACCGGCAGACGUUGAGUCGCCAUAUAAACUUGUUACCGAAAACAACUUAUACAAAGCUAUACAAAAAUUAAGCUGCCACAGCAACAACAAAAAGUGAAAUCUUUUCAAAAAUAGAUACAAAUUGAUGAAAAUAAGAGCACAUUUUUUAAAAGUAAAAUAUUGCCUAUGUUCAAAAAGACUGAAUUUGUGAAUUAUAUUAAUUCCAAAAAAAAAACGCUUACUUAAAUACUAGAAAAGGGUUUUCCACAAUUUCCAAGUACAGUUUUAAGUCACAUUUUUACAUUUUGCGCAUGAAAGCCAACUUCCAGCUCAGCAAAAUCGAUAGAAAUACUCAAAGUGAACAUUUUUAUACUCAAAAAAGCUUAACUUCGCUCACCAAUACACACAAAAAGUGCCGCAAAAGCUCGGGCAAUCGUGCGAUUUUUAUAACUCGCUCGAAAGUCCAACUCGCUAUUGAAAUCAUGUGUUUUAGUGAAAAAGAUUGCGUGCCCAGACAGCCGAGUGGCUGAAAAGAGAUACAAUUUGUAUUGAACAUUGAAUUGAAAUUCAGUUAUUGCUGAACUUUUGUAAAACCAACAACACGCCAAAAAAGAACUGCUGAUAAAAUAGAUAACAGCCAGUAAAAAUUUUAACAAAAAAAGCUAGAAAUUAAAAUUACACUAAUAGAGAAGCUAAUAAAAAAGACUGUGUGCCUUUUGUACGAAAAAAAUAUAGAAUCUAAAAACAAAAGCAAAUAAGCACAAAAAAUUUUAAAGAGAUUAAGCAAAAAUUCAAGCAUAACUUUGCAGCAAAAAUCAUUGCUAAAAGAAGAGACUUUUUUCCGUCGAAAAAUCAGCAGCCAACGUGUCGUUUCUUACGCUUUAGUAAGAAAAAAAUUGUAAAAGCUGUGAUAUUGUUAUAUAAUUUCAAAACUGACACUAUCGCUCGCUCAUUAAAAAGCGUAACAUAGCGACUCAACACACAAACACACAUAUCACACACGCCCAAAUAAAGGCAAUCAAAAAAUAAAAAUUAAAGUGUUAAGCGUUAAAGUGCGCUGUUGAGAUAGAAAAAAACACAAAUAACUAUAAACUUUGGUGAGAGAAAUUAAAACCAGCAACACGCGCGACACCGAGAAAAAAAUGAUGGGCACAAUGUCGAUGCGUCAACCUGAAAAUUGGCUAUACGAAAUUUGGCAGAAGGGACAAGACAGUCCAUGCUAUGUGAUGGUACCCAAUGCAAAAGAUCUGGUCAAAUCCCAUCUUAUGAUAGCUGUUCGCGAAGAAGUUGAAGUACUCAAGGAGAAAAUUUCCGAGCUGAUGGAUAAGAUCAAUCAACUUGAGGUUGAGAAUACCAUACUGAAGGCGAAUAUGUCGCAGGAGACAUUGCAACAAUUGCAAAUGCAAACGCAGCUACAAAUCGCUGGUAGCAACUCAAACAGCCAGAGUAAUGGCAGCAAUGCAGGAACACCAGCGAUUACAGCAGGCACGGCGAAUGGUGGCACAGCGCCAGCCAAUAAUAUGAUUGCUGCAGCACCUCAGCAACAACAGCAGCAGCAGCAGCAGCAGCAACAACAGCAAGCUGGCACACCAACAUCAGCUGCUGCGGCUAACGAGAGCAACGAUGCCAGUCCAGCGGCAGAGACAACAACAACAGCCGGCACAGCAGCAUCAGGAGCAGCAGCGGCCAGCAAUGGUGAUGAAAAUAUAGCGGCCACCACAAAUGGCCCAUUGCCAUCCUCCUAAGCGCCAUAAGUUGAAGCGUUUGUUGAAUCAGCUUAGUUGAAGCGAGGAGUAGAGUUAAAAUAAACAGAAGAAGAAGAAGAAGAAGCGAGAAAAAAUUAAAUCAGAAAACUCUCAGAGCAACAGUUUUUGAAGAUUUGGAGGCGUUACAUAAGUGGGAUUGUGUAAUGUUGGUGAAUGUUUUUGUAAUAACAAUGUGUAACUAAAUAUAUAGUUGCUGUGUCUGUGUGUGUGUGUGUCGUAUAGACUGAAGAACUGUAUGCGCGGGUAUACAAAAAAUUUAAUGAGAAUCUUUUAUUGUUUUGUAUUGCUCUGGCUUAAGAAUUGAUUUAAAAAAAAAAAAAUUAAGUAAAAGAUUUUCAUUGCCAACCAAAGUAGUAAGAGAACAAAAAGUUAAAAGUAUUGGCUGGGAAAAUGUUUGCUGUUUUUGAGAAAUAGCGCUAAGCGUUGCUACGGAGUAAAUGUAUAACAAAGUUGUUAAAGUUGUACUACAUAUUUUAAAUACAUACAUACAUACAUAUAUUUAUUUUUUUACAUACACAUGCAAGUUACAAGCAGCUUUCGAUUUUAAGGGAAUGCAGAAUUUCUCAAAACAGCAAACAUUAGUAGCCAAGAAAUGGCAAAGCAAUACAAAAAAGCAAACGAUUUUUGUUUUAAAAAUGUAAACAAAAGAAGUACUAGUACGUUUGUACGUUAAGUUAAAAGCGGAAAAGAAAACGCGGCGACAUGUAACAACACAUCACAGCAUAAUUAAAGGCCAACACACACGCACAAACACACAUACAAACAUUCAACAACCAAAGAAAUUAAGCAAGAACACACCGCCGCUGGCUAAGCAGCUUCCUUAAAAAAAUCUCUGGCCAUAUUGCGCUCAACGCAUCAUAUGUUGCUGGCAACAUGCUGCAUUUCUAUAGCGCAACAUCAAACGCGGCGUAGGCAACUGCUUGAAGCGCGUGCGGCUGCGUGUUUUCUUGCUGCAAAGCCGCAAUACAUUGUGGGCGCAUUCACACACACACGCACACACACACACACACUGUCAAACACUCAAAAACUUGAAAACUGUGAGCAACAAUCGCAGUGUUGCGGCAAAAUGUUAGCAAUCAGUUUGAAAAAAGAGAAACAAUUUGCAGACUCAUACGCUGUGCAACAUGUUGACGCCACACUUAUCUGUUGCAUAGGCAGACAGACUGCAAAGCCGAAAGUUAAUGUAUAAAAUCAUAUAAAAUGUGAUAUAACUCAAUUUUUUAUUAUUUCAAACACCACAACAAAUGGUAUUAAAAGAAAUUGAGGCAACAAGAGGAAGAGAAAGGAGAAAUGAGAGCAGUUGGUAAAGAAAAUUUUAACUUGCCUCUCGCAAGAGGAAAAUUGGUAAAAGUAGCGUCAAAUAUUAACAGCAAGUUAAGGGAAUUAGAAAACUUUUACCUUAAACUGCUGCGCUACAUUGUUGUCUACUCGUUCGUCGCUGUGUUUGCAAAUAAGAAACAAAAAUAUGAAAUUAUUUGCAACAUUUUUCAGUGCUUUGUCAUUAUGUAAAAUAUUGUAGUUUUGUUUUUGUGUUUGUAAAAUUAACUUUUAAUUUUUGCACCAACUCUAGAAAAGCGCAAAAGUUGGUAUUUUUUAAAAAAUGACAGUAACAAGCUAAAUGCAGAAUUAUUAGAAAAAUAAUGAUUAAAGGAUUGAACUGAUUAAAUGUUUUUAUUAUAAUUAUUAUUUUUUUUUUUUUUUGAAUUUGAGUGUAAUUUUAAGUUUUCAGUUUUAUAAUUUGUUAAUUAAUGAUCAUAAACACGAAAAAGCAUCAUAUUUGUAUUGUAUCAUUAACCACAACAACAAAGCUAUUGCAUGUACUAUACUAUGUACGUAUGUAAUUGAGAAGCUGUAACAAGCAAAUAAACAAACAAUAGCAACUGUAUGUAACAGUGAUUUGGAAAACAGCAAAAUAACAAAAAAGAUAUAAAAAUAUAACAGAGCGCGAACGAAAUUACACAGCAAAAAAAAUUUACUGCAAAAUAAAAUCUUGCAAAAAGAAAAAAGUGUGUACGGAAAACAUACUUGCAAGCGAGCGAGUAACAAUAGCGUGCAGAAAAACUAUGAAAUUGUAAAAAAAAAUUGCUUUUUAAAGCAGCAAUAAGACCAGAAAAAAUGUAAUGAGAAAUUAAAUUUAUAAAUUCCAUAUUUUUGCAUAGAAAAGCUGGACAGAAAGAAUUAAAUCAGAAAAAAAAAUUCUUAAAAAAACGGGACAGAAAAAAAAUUUAUUAAAAAUAAUAAUUACGAAUUCCAUAAAUUUGCAUAAAAAAGUUGUACAAGCAAAUCGGGCAUCUGAAAAAGGCAAGAAAAACCAAGAAAAUGCAAGCAAUUGGCGCCAAACGGUGUGAACAGAAAAAGCAAAAAAAAACACAUAAAAAAUUAAUUUUCGCUGAAAUUGAUCAAGAUCAAGCAAUGCAUUAGCGCUUAAUAACUCAGGGUCUACAGCUGAAUACAGCCACGUCAGUUUUUUGUGAUAUCUGCGUAAAGGCAGUCACUGAAUUCGUAUUGCUACGAACUUGUAAUUCAAAACCAAAGCUACGCUCGCAGCUAUUCGUAUGCAGUGAUAGCUUUUUGAUAGAUUUCACGAAAAAUCGGACUACGCCAGCGCUUAAAAAGUAGGCAUUUACGCACACAAGAUAAUUUUUUUUAGAAAUAUUUCUAUUUGGUAUCUUAAAAAUUUAGUGAACUGUAAAUUUGGUCGAUUGCUUAGACUAGGGAUACAUGCUUUUAUUUCUUUUAAAGUUUUUUUUUUUUAUUGAAUCUUGUAGUCAAAAAAACAGCUGCUAAAUUUUUGAAAACUUUUUGAAAAAAUUUGUAUACAUUUCCUAAGUUAGCGCCAAAGUAGUUUUUGACUAAAAACAUUU